Molecule: messenger RNA, 2709 nt
Organism: Aspergillus oryzae RIB40
Lineage: Eukaryota; Fungi; Ascomycota; Eurotiomycetes; Eurotiales; Aspergillaceae
Exons: 1
Coding region: 1-2709 (902 amino acids)
Source: RefSeq, a predicted model, not a curated record
AUGUUUUUCUGGAACAAGCGGCCGCGGUGGCCACCUUCGCCCUCGGUCGAAGGCGAAUUUGAAUCGCUCUCUCGGGAGCUACACGGAUUGACCAAGAUUGGAGACAAGCCUGGAAUUGAAGGAGUCUGUGCCAGAGGGUCUAUCGAUCAAUACCCGGUGAUCAUUGAAACACUCUCACUCACGUCCAUCGUUCAAACCGAUACCCUAGGAGGUUAUGGCCACGGGAGCACCUCUUCCGUUAUUAGUUCCGGACCACCCACACCACCUUCGGAGUCCAAACAGCCCUGCCUGUUCGAUGCUGGUAAUGCCACACAGCAAGGAUCUCAACUCAGGCCAGCGCCUUUGGCGACACCACCUAUGUCUCGAGACACAUCCCCCCGAGGCCAGCCACGCGCACCAGCACCUCAACCGGUACAGAACAGUAGGCCCGCAACUGGCCAUCAAAAAUUAGCUUCUCAACCCGUGAACUCUGGCUCCCAGGGCUCCAAGGAACAAAAGGACAGCGUCCCAGCAUUGCACAAGGCGAAUUCCAGUCCAAUUCCACUGAAACCUUCCAAGCCAUCUGCCCCUGUGCGCACCUCUUCAUUGCCAAGCAAGCCUGCUUCCUCCAUUCUAAAGAGGUCCGUGUCUGGCCGUCCUACAGGCCCGCCGGGAACCAAAAUCCAGCAGCCUACCCAGUUCACCCCAAGCCCAGUGAAUGCCACAAAGUCGCCUCCCCCAAUACGUACAUCUUCCUUGGCAAACAAGUCUGCUUCGUCUGUUCCAAAGCCGUCGGGGGGUGUCAGGUCUAAUCAACCCACAGGAACUAAGGUCCAGCACCCUCUUCCAGUCAGCUCAACCCCACAGCAAGCUGUCAAACAGCCUUCUCCCAUGCCUACUUCAUCGUUACCAAGCAAGCCUGCUUCCAUCACAAAGGAGUCACGGGGUGUCAAGCCUGACCAACCUACGAGACAGUCAACAGCUAAUGUCAAGCAGUCCCUCCCAGCCAAUCUAAGCCCUCAGAAAGUCACAAAGCCGGUGCCUCAGGUGCAUACUUCUUCUCUUCCAAACAAGCCUGUUUCCUCUUCUGUUCCAAAGCGGCCGGCGAGCAUCAACACUAGCGCCCAACAGCCUAACUCAGCCCCCGGCCAUCAAGCCGAUUUAGCUGCAACUAAGGAAAAAGACCAUGGCAUCAAGCCAGGACCAAGCCCGGCGCCUCAAGGAAGUGGAAAGCCUUCCGUGGGAUCCCCGAAAACACUAAGCCUGGCCGAGAGAUUGGAAGAGAAACUGAGGCGCAAACAUGAACAGAGAGAGUCGGGUGGUUCCCCAGAUGCACAGAAGACAAAUCCACCUACCCCAGUCUCUGAUCCAAAACCCAGUGGCCCCAUUGUUGCCAAAAGUGAUCCAACUACUACUCAGGAGCCAGCUAACCAGGCACCCCGUCCACAACUUGCACACAGAUCAGCAACGGUUGCCCCACCAUCAGUCAAGAAAGGCUCAGGCCCCGCCUCUCUCAUUGAAAUGCCGGUGCCAAGGUUGGUGCCAUCAGAUGAGGCGCAGUCUGCUCCUGUCCUACCCAAACGGACUUUUUCAUUUCAAACUGAGGCCCUAAAGCCCGCUUCUUUGAAAAGUUUGGAACAUACUCUCGAGCAGCUGCAAUCUCUACAAGUUAGCCUCCCACAACCAGUUCGCCCACCAUCUCCGAGCAGGUUUGGUCAGUGUCUGUUACCCUGCCCUAGGUCUGUCCCAGUGGCAGGAUACCAGGACUGGUACACAAUAAAAGGUAUGACUCACUUGAACAUCUGUCCCUCGUGCCUGAACCAGAUGCGCAAGUCGAAGUUCCGCGACCUCUUGAUAUUAGGAACCCCCCGGCCACGCUCGGAGAAGGUCCGUUGUGCGAUGAGCGAGCCAUGGGCCCGGCUCGCCUGGAUGCAAACAAUCAAUAAACAGCUCGACCACCUGCACCUGCUCUGCCAGAUCACCCAGCCACCCCUAGGAACCAAGCCAUGCACAGGGCGUGUUGUCAGCGAGCAGCACUGGUACCGCGUCGUCGACCCUGCCACGGGAGCGUUCCUUCCAAAGUUCAACGUCUGUUCCGCAUGUGUUCGAAAUCUAAGACUCCUCAUGCCCCCACAUCAAGAUACAUUCAAGCUUUGCACCACUCUACAAGAGCGUGUCUGCGAUUUUGUGACGGACAGCCCCCGCUUCGUCCGGUACAUUGACCUUCUCGACAUUGCUGCGAACCGUGCCGAGCAAGAGCACUCACCCCAGCCCGACCUGAGUGAAUUCAUGGCCUAUGCUCGCCGCAAGGUCGUGCUUCGGGACUGCCGCCGUAGCCGGGUAGCGCUUAAUACGUGGCACUACAUGCCCCAACUCCCGGAGCUCACGGUAUGCGAGGACUGCUAUGAUGAUGUAGUGUGGCCCAUGGUCAAGGCCAACUAUCCCAUUGCCCGUAAAUUCUCAGCCAUGAUGCGCCUGCCGCCGGGCGACGGGCUGGCUCGCUGUCGGGAGGCAAGCUGCCAGCUCUACUCUCCUCGCAUGCGGCUGAAGUUCCGGGAGGCUGUGGAGGAAAACGACCUAGCCUACCUGAACAUGAUUGCUCUGCAACGGUAUGAAGCCGAGCAGCGGUAUCGGAAACACAGGGCCCAGCUACUGGAAGAUGAGGAACGCGGAUACGACUGUGAUGCGGAGCUCAGGAGAAACCUGGAAGAAUGGAAGAGAUGGGAGUGA